Synchiropus splendidus (mandarinfish) is the source of this 7098-nucleotide messenger RNA. It is a transcript of the gene cpne7, whose product is annotated as copine VII. Gene Ontology annotation, biological process: cellular response to calcium ion. The record is from RefSeq and is a predicted model, not a curated record. Gene Ontology annotation, molecular function: calcium-dependent phospholipid binding. The coding region runs from base 259 to 1950 and encodes 563 amino acids. Lineage: Eukaryota; Metazoa; Chordata; Actinopteri; Syngnathiformes; Callionymidae. The transcript has 17 exons. Gene Ontology annotation, cellular component: plasma membrane.
AGAGCGACGAGCCACGAACAGAUGUCCAGGACGUCUGUCAGGAGGUUUCUAACUUUUAAACGACGUGGAUGCAGGUGCAGAGCUGCACGAGUUACCUGAACAUCUAAGGCAGGGUGGAUCAGAGCCUUCAUUUAUUUCUGCCAAAAUACGAACCAGGCUCCACCAGAGGAUUUUUCCAGCCCCGGAGAAAUCAACUCCAUCGGCGGACUCACAGCUUUCUGACGCGCUGGUUGGCAGCUCCUCAGGCCCUCAGCCAGGAUGAAUGAUGUACAGGAAGCCACCUCUCCGGCCACCAGCGUCGGAGGCCCAGCCACUUGUGUCUCCAAAGUGGAACUGCGUGUGUCUUGUAAAGCGCUGCUGGACAGAGACACGCUGAACAAGUCAGACCCCUGUGUGGUUAUCAUGACACAGACCAACGGACAGUGGACUGAGCUGGACAGGACGGAAGUCAUCAAGUGCAACCUUCACCCGGUCUUCGCCAAGGUCUUCUCAUUGGACUACUACUUUGAGGAGGUUCAGAAGCUGCGUUUUGAAGUGUAUGACAUUCACGGCACUCACAGUAUUGGCACCAGAGACGACGACUUCCUGGGCGGGGUGGAGUGCACCCUUGGUCAGAUUGUGGCCCAAAAGAAGAUGGUGAAGCCUUUGUUGCUGAAGUACGGGAAAUAUGCGGGCAAAUCCACAAUCACGGUGCACGCUGAGGAGAUUUCUGGCAACAAUGGAUAUGUUGAGCUGUUUUUCUGUGCCAAGAAGCUUGAUGAUAAGGAUCUAUUCAGCAAGUCAGACCCAUUUUUGGAAAUUUACCGUGUCAAUGAUGAUGACACCGAACAGCUUGUACACAGAACAGAGGUGAUAAAAAACAACCUGAACCCUGUGUGGGAGCCGUUCAAAGUCUCUCUCAUAUCCCUCUGCAGCUGUGAUGAAGACCGUAAACUCAAGUGCCUCGUGUGGGAUUACGACUCCAGGGGGAAGCACGACUUCAUUGGAGAAUUCUACGCUACGUUCAGGGAAAUGCAGAAAAUUUCUAGCGGAAAUAAGGUAUCAUGGGAUUGUGUAAAUCCCAAGUAUAAACAGAAGAAGAGAAACUAUAAAAACUCAGGAGUUGUCAUCUUAACUGAGCUAAAGCUCCACAGAGUCUACUCCUUCUUGGAUUAUAUCAUGGGAGGAUGCCAAAUUCACUUCACGGUUGCAAUUGACUUCACAGCCUCCAAUGGAGACCCCAGAAACAGCUGCUCAUUACACUACAUCAACCCCUACCAGCCGAACGAGUACCUGAAGGCUCUGAUCGCUGUGGGCGAGAUCUGUCAAGACUAUGACAGCGACAAAAGAUUUUCAGCUUUGGGGUUUGGCGCCAGAAUUCCACCAAAUUAUGAGGUGUCACAUGACUUUGCCAUUAAUUUUAACCCAGAAGAUGAUGAAUGUGAAGAGAUCCAAGGAGUGGUUGAAGCAUACCAGAACUGCCUUCCUAAAAUCCAGCUGUACGGCCCGACCAACGUGUCUCCCAUCAUCAACAGGAUAGCAAAGCUGGCUGCAGGUGACGGGAACAUUAAAGACGCCUCUCGAUAUCACAUCCUGCUGAUCCUCACUGACGGUGUGGUGACAGAUAUGGCCGACACGCGGGAAGCCAUCGUUCGAGCCUCAUACCAGCCGCUCUCCAUAAUCAUUGUUGGCGUGGGAAACGCUGACUUCACAGACAUGCAGAUACUGGACGGAGACGACGGAGUUCUGCGCUCACCUAAAGGGGAGCCUGUCCUCAGGGACAUCGUGCAGUUUGUGCCCUUCAGAGACUUCAAAACGGCUUCUCCGGCGGCUUUGGCCAAAUGUGUCUUGGCGGAGGUGCCCAACCAAGUGGUGGAGUAUUACAGCCAUAAGGCCAUCUCACCCAUGUGUCCAGCCCAGGACUUACCCACCCCCAUCCUCACCCCUGUUGCCAGCACCCCGACAGAGUGAGGACGCCGCCCCGUCGAGGGCGCCGGGCUUUGACCGCAGCACCAGUCCAGCACACCCAUGAGGCGCAUGAGGUUCUGGAUGAUAAAUGAAACCUAUUUUUUCUCACCAUCUAUCAGUCUGUACAUGAGGGAUGUGAGGAUAGAAGCUGUGAGGCGCGUUUGUCUUAUGGUCAGCAGUUCUCUCUGACGGUGAUCGUCCCCAUUCAUCUAAGGCGUCUUAGUUGACACGCUCAUUCAUUCUAAUGGUUAUUCCGUUCAAACACUGUUGUCAUUUACGGUGAUUUGUGUCUUAAACAUCGGAUUCUCGCGACGUACUUCAAAUCCGGCAGAUUGCUUCCAUAACAAGGCUUCAGUUUAUUGUCACAUGCUGGUGAGUAAAUGGAGGAGAAUACACAGUUCUCUAUUCGAAGACAGCUAUCUCUGUAAAAUAAGUGUUCCCAAAUAAUGUUCCCAAAGCAACCAUGGUUUUCCAACCCCAGCUCUCACAGGCCAUGUGAGAACUAUCAUGACUUCCGGACUUUUGUGCGGUCCAUGAGUGAGUGACCUUGGUGGAAUCAGUUUUCAAAGACACAUGUGUUUCAGAACAGCAGGUCUUUAUGUUCAAAUUGUAUUUUCAUCUCCAAUAUUUUGGUUUCAUCGUUUCCUUCUUGAAGUUCAUAUGAACAAGAACUUCUCAUCAUACUGAGCAUUUGACAGUCGGAUUAUUCUACAUGACACAAGACAGAUCCAGAUGAUCAAUGUUUCAUGAUCAGUUCACCAAAAUUUGCUGCCUUUUUUUUUUUUUUUAAAUCGUGUGUCAGAACAACGGAGGUUUUCAGUGUGUAUCACACAGAGAAGUGCAUCAGAAAACAGUGAAACAUACAGUGAUUCAUAUGUUUUGCAUCACAUUUGCAUUGCAACAGACGUCAGGUGGCAGUUUAGUGACAUCUUGCGUGAAAAGUAGAAUGUAACAUUAGUCACAGACCCCUCAGCAUCUGCACUCCAUGGUACCACCUGAGACUCUGCCUCGGUCUUCCAUCUGCACAGGCUCUGUACUCUCACCCAUUAUGGAUGUUACCAAUCCAACGAAAGGUCAUUUUCACUGUCGUAACAUCCUGCUGUGAUCACACCUUUCUAUGUGCUUGUAUGCUUCUACUCUUCAUUUAAGUUGCAUGAGUGAUGGCAAAUGCUACUAAGAGGGUGAAUGUUUUUGCUGUUCCAAACAAGGCGUGGGCAGAGAGGAGAAAAGCUUAUUGGAACUAGUGAGAGUGGUGUACAUGUACCAUAGAGAUGGGUGAUCACAGCCUGCUUCAAAAAGGAGGCAAAGCAGGAGCCUGGUAGUCCAUAUGAAUGGGUGAUACAUGCCAUGAAAACAGCCAUUCAGUGGAGUGAUAACAUGGCAAUGGAGUGAUCCUCACUCCUCCCCCAUCCCAGCUAGAAUGGGCCUCAGUGACACUCGGUAUUGACUGUAACACUUAUCCAUCUUCAGUGUUGCAAACAUUCAUUUGCCUUGUUCAAGAGUAGAAGGUAGCAGUCAACACAAAACCUGAGUGCCUUCACCAAUGAACAAGCUCUUUUGUGACAGAUUGUAACAAUAGACAAAACACCUUUUUUUUUUCAGUGGCGAUAGACUUGAAGUUUUGUUCAACUGUAGAUGCGAUAUGUGCCAAAGUUGUUGUUAAAAUGGCUUGGUAUUAGGGGGAAGUGGCUCUGAGACAAGCUGUGAAAAUAACACUUUGUGCCACGAGAAGAGUUUCACAUUGACCCACAGAAAGUAUGAGACACAUUAUUUAUGAAUUCUCCUUCAAACAUAAAGUGAUAGCUUCCGAACGUGAUGCUAAACUACUUCCAACAAAAGAAAAAAAUGUCUUAAUAUUGUGAAGUGAAAAAACACACAGCUCCCACAGCCCGCUCAGAUUUGUUGCUCGAUACUCUGCUGGUUAAUCAAAGUAUGAGUUUAAAUAUCUAAGUGUAGUCCCUCUUAUCUAAAUGGUGGAAACAGUGUUUAUAAAAGCAAGUGAAACACUCGAGCUCCCGCUGCAAAUCUGACUGACAUUGAUUUGUCCUCUGGAAACUCGGCAGCUCUCCCUAGAUACAAACUAUUGACGUGUGAAAGCACCUCCGCACAUCUGCGGCUGGCUGUUCUCUCAACUCUUUGAAGAACAUAUGUGCUCUGUUUUUUCCCCUGAAGAUCACAAACACUGAGGCCGAUCGAUCGGGCUGGUGCUUGAUUCCGAGUCGCACACGCUCGAAUGCAAACAAUGCUUGAAGAAGGAUAAUACUAUUUAAAACAGAGCUGUUAUGUCAUUUAAACCACUGAAAUUUGGAUUAUUUUACUAGAAUAUUUAGGCAAUGAUUAUGCAAUAGCACCCAAACCCCCUUCCAGUCCCCCCAGCUCUUUGAAAUGACUGUGGUUAGAUUAUUUAUAUCAGGUGUUGUGCACACUCUAAGCAUCAAUCCAAAGACCCUGCGCAUGAGAAUGAAGAGAAGCUGAGGAGACGGAGGUAUGAGCUGGUGAGAAGAGGAGAGGAAGUCAGUUCUAGCAAGUCAGGAUAGGGUGGAAUAGAUGCAAAGGACUGACCGAUGACUGAAGAGUAGGUGAGCAUUUUCAUCGGAAUUAAGUUGAAAUUGAAAUGGUUUAAAUACAUACAGAGGACAUGUUGAAUAAGGAAUGUUUGAGAUGGCAAAAGGAGAAGAGGAAUGCAGCCAAUGACAUUAAUGGAUGUGGUGAAUGAGGACAUGAGGAGCAGUAGGUGACUAGGGAGGAUGAUAAUGGAGGAGGAGGCUGACAUGCUCUGGCAUCCCCUGAUGGAAAUCUCUAUCUGUAACAAGACCCCUUUCUGAACUAGCAGCAAAAAUAUCUACAAAUUCAUUCCAGCGGAAUCAUGUUGUAAUGGAACAGUACUGUAAACCGGUCUGCCGCUGUGGUUUUUGCUCAUUGUUUUUGACUCAAGUUUUGUGCAGGUUUUUAAUCUGAAUGAACCACACUGAGGUUGAGUUAACUUGCGAUUAAUAGCAAAUGAAUCCCACAUUUUGUAUCUGUUCUAAAUGUAACUUGAAGGAAGAGGAGUGGCCAAUCAUGCUUUUCUCAUGCAAACAUUUGUUUACUCCAACAACCCACCAUAACAGACACUGUCCAGAACAUUCUUGAGAAUCACCUCAGAGGCUCUGGAGACUCUGGUGUUAUUGGCCGCUCUGGUGUUGACAACAUCUUCCUUUAAGUUACAUUUAAAGCAGAAACAACAUAUCAGAUUAAUUUGCCAUUAACCAUGAGUUAACUCAGCUCUCGCACGAUUAAUUGAGUAAAUGUAAAAUAUACCUAUCUAAAAUAUGAACCUUAAGUUUCCAAGAAGUGAAACAUGGAAAUGAGACACGUGAUCAGCAUUUUUUUUUAAAAAUUUAAAUGGUGAUGGUGGUCGAAGAUUAUUCGCAGAAUUAGAUGAAGAAUGAAGCAUUUCAUCAAGUCAUUAACCGCCUGGUUAUUAAGACCAGCAGCGGCUCACCAUUAACAUAGUCCUUUCUCCAGUGGCUGCAGUCAGAUUCUUCAUCGCUCAUGUCUUGUUCUCCUGACCAGAGCAGAUUAAAACCAACACACAGUUUGUUUCCCUCGGAGGCAAAGCAGCUCACAUUUUCAUAUCUGAAAACAGCAGCUCUGCUAAGAUUUGUGCUUUACACAGCAAUCCACUCGCGGUAUUACCGCCGUGUUGUUUCUCAGCCUCGGGUCAUAAUCCGCCUCGGCAGCAAUUCCUCAUUAUUCCCCUCGUUCUACCUUUUUCAUUGUGUGUAAUUUUCCAGGGGAAGCACAAGUUAUACAGAAACAAAACUAUAAUUAUGAACUGUUUUGCACGGCACAAACAAGGAAGUUUUGAAAUGGAGUCGAGCCAAGGCUGGUCUGAGAACAGCUGAAAAUCAGUAUGUAUUCUACCCAACGUGGCAACAGAUGCGGUUUAUUAUGCGAAACAUUUCUCUGCUGGCUCACACUUGUGUUUCUUUUUUUUUCUUUUCACAGAGUGACUCACUAAAUAGCUAGUUCCCCAUUACCAGCUCAUCACUGCACACAGCAAAUACAAUACACACAGUCGUGAGAUCUCUUCUGUGUCUGCGCCUGACUUAUGGGACACGCUUAUUAACAAAUAUAUUCUAAGUAUGCAUUUUCAUUUAUUGCCCGUCUUUGAGAUUUAAUAAUUCAACUACAGUGAUUUGUGCUUAGAAGAGAGUUAAGGCCCAUUGAUGCUCCCUUUGCCCAUUGAUGUCCACCAGGGGGAGCAGCCCAGAGUCAAAAGUUUAUGCCAACAACAAACUCCAAAACCAACAUGGCAACUGUGGAGUCAGUAUUGUACCUCUUGCACAAAAGAGGAAACAGAGGCAGCGUUGUAGGAGGCGGUGAGGCUGUUCGAAGGGAGGCCAGAAAGCAGAGAGAGACAAAAUAUUGGCAGGUGGGGACACCAGGGGGAAAAUAGCCAAUGAGGUUCAUGGAUGUGGUUGAGGAUAGGUGACAACAGACCUUCCAAUAAUCCAACAUAAAUUACAGGGUUGCUGUGAUCCUGAGGCAGAUUUGUUUUGUAUCUUAAAAGUCAAAACACUGUUUUGUUUUUUGAAGUGUUUGCUACUGGUAAGCUUCACCAGCCGUUAGCAACGCUGCCUUCAAUGAAUUGUGUCCUGAAAUCCCAUACAUAAUUCAUCCUAUAUCUCAUGUUUAAAGUGCUUCAAUAACCACAAUUAAAGUGCUUCAAUAACCACAAUUUCACCUCAGCUCUCAUCAGUUCAAGAGAACCUGCUGCAUUGUGGCACGACAAGAGAGAAGCCUGGGAACCGCUCAGUUCCCUCAUGUACCGAACCGCUGACCAACAAAGAGAAGCAUUUUCCUCUCAGAAUGAAAAGUCCCAGGUGGCCGCUCUCAUUCCAACAUACUGUUAUUCUGCGCUGGAUUUGCAGUGGAACCACUCAAAUAUGCAACUGGUGUAAUUGUGGGUUCAAAGGGACGGAUGUAUCGUCAGUAAAUAUUUGAUUUCCUAUAGGGAAGAAAGGGUUUGCUGCAUGCUAAUGCUCACUGUUGUGCUGUGCUGUCAUUCAUUUGGAUUUUAUGAUAUGCUAAUAUGCAAGUCUGUAUUUGCACAAACCUCUGUUGUACUUUAUGUUUGUCUUGCAAUUGUUUCAAUAAAUUGCAUAA